AUGAAGAAGUACAUCCUCCAGACCCGAAAUGGGUUCAUUAUUAGUCACUUGCUCAACAUUGGGAAAGAUCUGAACGUCGGAAAUGCCGAAGAGUUCAUUGUUGCUACGUUGGAAAAAGUUUAUAUUGGCAUAAGCUGGAGUCGGAAUGAGAAGCUUCUGAAGGGGGGAUCCCACAUUAUCGCCAAACAUCCUUCAUUCCAUUCUCAUUUACAUCGUUCGCUGCUCUCACACACGAGUUCGAACUCCACAGGCGAGAAGCAGCAUACAUACCCAGAAUGUUUGUUGACGGAGAUGGGAUGGGAAUACAUGGGAACAGUGAAUAUGACGGAAUCGGGACGGGAGUGCUUACCUUGGAGGGCCUACCCUUACACAAGUGUGGAUUACUUCUGGGAAACGAAAACUGGAGGAAUGCCUCCAAUCAAUUAUACAUACGAGAAAUCCUUCCGUAAUUGGAACUCAAUUAUUCAUCGCAACUACUGUCGGAAUCCGUUCGGGAGGGAGAGACCUUGGUGUUUCGUCUCGGACCCUGCCGUCCAAUGGGAAUACUGCUACAUCCCCAUGUGCACCGACCGCGCCCCCCCGGAGUGCAAGUUGACCGAACUGGGCGGCGAAUACAGUGGAACGAAGAACGAGACGAUCACGGGCCGAACGUGCCUCCCUUGGAGAAACUUCGAUGAGACGAUGGAUCCGUCUUCGCUCCCAUAUUCCGAUGACGUCGAUGCCCAUCAAAACUUUUGUCGCAACUUCAGACUUUCUGAGGCCGUGCGGGUGAAACAGGUUGCUCCCUGGUGUUAUAUCGAGGAUACGAAUCCCCCAGCUUGGGAAUACUGCGAUGUGAGCUUCUGCGAGCGUCGAAUUGAAAUCGGAGUCGAGGGGCAUGUGUAUCCUGAAUGCCGACUGUCAGAGAAGGGAAUCGAAUACGUGGGAAGCAAGAACGAGACCGAGAAUGGAAAAUCUUGCCAACGAUGGGACGUAUAUAUCAUACGACUUCAAGUAUUGACUUACCCCUAUAUGUUUUCAUUCAACGACUUCCCCAAUAUCAUAUCUCCAGAGAAUCACUGCCGGAACACUGGGCAAUUGGACCGGCCGUGGUGUAUGGUAUCUGAUCUCAAUACGGUGUGGGAAUACUGUGACAUUCCCGUUUGCGAAAAUCUAGAUCCGCUGGAAUGCAAGUUGAGUCCACUUGGAAUCGAAUAUGUGGGGAUGCUGAACGUGACGAUAUCUGGGAAUCCCUGCAAACCUUGGUUGGAGGUGUGUGCAAAAAAGCCCUCUGCAUGCGAAUGGCUAGUAUCGAGAUUUCCAGACGAACUUGAUGGGAAACACCGGUUUUGUCGAAAUAAGGCUCCAUCAUACCACGGCCCAUGGUGUUUCACCUACUCUGACGACGGAAUUGAAUGGGAGUAUUGCGACGUUCCCUUCUGCCCACCUACCGAUCAGAAACGAUGCGACAUUCGAGUGGGUGGGCGUUGCGUCAGCCCAUUUGAGUGCAAAGUUGACGAGAAAGGAGUGAAAUACAUUGGGACGAAAAACGUGACCAGGAAGGGCCAGCCAUGCCAGCCGUGGUUGAGCAAUUCCCCGAACAACCAACUCCUCAUCAUCGACUACGACAUCUCGCACUUUUACUAUAACGACAGAAGUAAGUGGUAG
Molecule: messenger RNA, 1647 nt
Organism: Darwinula stevensoni
Lineage: Eukaryota; Metazoa; Arthropoda; Ostracoda; Podocopida; Darwinulidae
Source: the annotation of a GenBank genome assembly